Molecule: messenger RNA, 1555 nt
Organism: Suillus subaureus
Lineage: Eukaryota; Fungi; Basidiomycota; Agaricomycetes; Boletales; Suillaceae
Exons: 6
Coding region: 86-1555 (489 amino acids)
Source: RefSeq, a predicted model, not a curated record
AGCGUGGUCUUUAGCGCAGAAUGGCGUUGCUUACUACUUAGUCUUGCGCGCGCUUUACUACUCAUGCAAAGUUCUCCUGCUUGCAAUGCGACCACUAGUUCUUCAUGUAUCUGCUCUCAAUGAUCUCGAAUACAGCUUAUUUACUUCAGCUCUCAAUGAUCUCGCUGUUUCACCUGACCCAAACACCGUCCACAAUGAUGCUCACUUUGAAGCCAUGUCCGUUGGCGUCCGCGAAGUCAGAGCAUGGCUAAGAGGCAGAUAUCCUAAUCUACCAACUGCGGAUAUUGACAAGAUCCUGAAACUCUUCUACCCAAACUUGCUCCACACAGAUUGUCUCACCGGUGGCCAGUUUUUUGCUGCACUCAGGCUUGUCCUUCAUGCUGUGUCAGGUAAAUGCGUUGAUAGAACUCUCGCGUUUGUCCAAGUCCACCCAAUCCCCGAAGUCCUUGAACGCUCAAGAUCAAGAUCAACUUCUCCCUCAAAGCUUCAACUCAAUGCUCCGCCAGUUCAUCCCGACCGACCCAAACAAUAUGCCACAUCCUCAAACUCUUCUUCUCCAGACACAAAUCCCUUUCGCCAGUCACUCGAGUCUGAAACGCAGCACUCAUUAUCAUCUGUUCCCGAUCAAUCUGACACCCCUCCCGUCAUACCCUCCCGUCUGCCACAGAAGAUCAGCCAUAAUCCGUUCUUGAUACGGGACAAAGUGAAUGGGACAGACCCUGCAUCGGAAAUCCCCCGAGAAGCGCAACGAUGGCAAAAUACCACCCCUUCCUCCUCGAAAACCAGCACCCUUGGUUUCCCAACCACAUCGCGCAUCAUUAGCCCAGUCCCGAAGCGUACCUGGUCUGGCACCAUUCGAUGCUCCUCGCACAAGCAUGGUCAGAACUUGAAGCGUGUUGAAGAACAGCUGGAUCGUGAGCGUGUUCUACAAGUGCUCAAGACGACAUCAUCCGGUUCCUCUACGUCUCGUGCCAUCUACCCUGCGCCACCAACCCACCCGGAUCGCAGACCCACAAACGACACACCAGAGUCCAUCACGCCUUCCUCCAUACGUCCCACGCGGUCCAAGUCACUGCGCCACACUGCAACGCCCCCACUUCCCCCACCUCGGCGCAAGCGUCCCGAGAGCAUACAGCUCACUACAGCGUCAAGCACAACGGAGCUCCCCUCAUCCGUAUCCGCAUUUCCCCCCCACACACGAACAUCCUCAUUCCAGGGCCUCUCUCGCCAUCUCUCUUUAACAAGAGACCGGGACACCACCGACGCUUCACCAAUGUCCCACAUCCAGAAAACUAUCUCGAAUCUUCAACUCAAAGCCCAGCCGAAACUCGAUGCGGCGCGGUACAAAGCUGAGGCAGGUCUCAGUCGGCGGGGGUUCGAGGACGACGAUGGUGCUCAUGUUGAUCGUGAUCCGUAUACGGAGUCUCCUACUGACAACGAGCCGAGCUCAGGGGAAGACCUGGAGCGGAUGAAGAAUUCUGGAGUACAUCGUGACUUUCUGAAGGAAACAGACAACCUCAAAUGGCCAGCAGGCGAGGGAUGGAAACCUCUGUAG